CGUAAUUCACACUUCCGGUAAAAAAAUGGCCACCCCCUGUGUCUUAUUUACAUCUUGUUCCAGUUUUUCUGCAAAUAACUUAGUGAAAGAUAUUUUAAAUCAGGAAACUGUGCCUGAGGAAAAGAGUAUUGUAGAAAACAUCCGGGGAUACGAAUGGAAUGUGGACACCAAGUACUACACAGCCAUUGUGGAUUUAUGUGUAACUGAAGAAAGAACAAUAGGAGAUCAACAAUUCGCUGACAAUCUUCAGGCAUUUGUUGUGUAUUUUGAUGCAGAAAAUGAUGACAGUUUUAAGAAAGUGAAGUUGUGGAUGCCAUACCUUGACCAGAUCGAUCCUGAAAUAAAAAUUCUAGUCUGUGACAGAUGUUUGGAAUCAUCAGUAAUAAAUCGGCUGGCAGCACAGACCUGGUGUAUUGACAAUGGCUUUGAAUUAGUGGAGCUGAAUCCAGACUCCAACAGUGACUCUGAAUUGGAAGAUGAUUUUGUGGAAACUACCGGGUUAGCUAGGAUAGUCCAGGCGUUACAUGCUCACACAUGGCCCAAUUUGGAGAUGAAAGACACAAGGCAUACAGUCAGUCCAUACAUUCGACAAUUGAUGAAAGAGGAACAUGAAAAGAAUCAGACACAGAGAGACAAUGACACAAAUGAGGAAAUAAGUGACAGACUAGCACCUUCUCAUGAUGAGAAAAGCCAUGAUUCUGACAAGCAGUGUAAACAUUCCAUAGGUCAAAAUGGAGUUGAUGAUAGUUUGGGUGCAAACAUUGACAAAGUGGUUCAAGAUAUUAUAAGUGAGACUUCUGAAAUUAGUGUUAAUGAACCUAGUGGUGAGGAUGCAGGUGAAUCGGAUGAAGCUGAUAAAAAAACUGAUGUGGCAUCUGGUGGAGAUGAUAAAGAGAAGGACAAGGCCAAGAAAAAGCAGCCAUCAAAGGAAGAAAGAUUAGAGAGUCUCCUCCCUUCUGAAGACCAGGGAUUAUUUGAAGCUCUGGCGAGUGAGGACCCUGAGGAAGAGUCCUUCGAAAAGCUGUUUGAACAAUUUGCCCAGAUGAAAGAAAAAGCUAGUGUACUUCCGUUAGAUGAAAGAAAAAAGUAUGCCGAGCAUGUUGCAAUAGCUUUCUGGCGGGCCAUGGGUGGAGAUGAAGAUGAAGUCGGGGACCUAGACAGUGAUUGAUGUGCAAUUAAGGGCAUUCCAUUUGUGUGGUGGAGAGAUAACCAUUGGUGUAGGAAAGGAGAGAAAUAACCAUUACGGCUUCCGUAGUGAUGCUGCUUUACAGAACUUGCUUAGUAGUAAACUCUGGCCUUGCUUCAUCACAAAACUAUGGUCAGAAGUCUACGCUGUGGGCUGUCUAUCAGUGUCAGUUUUAUCUUGUUUUGACUAACCAGCAUUUUAAAGUUACAAGGACGGCAUUUUAAUUUAAAGUUUUAGCUUACCUGCUUUUCUGGAGAAGAAAAAUGGACCUUGAUCAUAACUGAAAUCAGACAAACUAAACUUGGAACACAUGUUGCCAGCGACAAUAAGCCCAUUUUUAGCAAGACCCUUGCUUAAAUAAUUGUUGAGAUAUACCCCUUAUUCGAAACAAAAAAAUUAAAGCAGAGGAGCGUUGGUAGUUGCUCUGCAGCACUCUUGUUCAAUCUUUAUGUAGCCAUUCCCUUUACUAUUUCAUGUUCGUCACAUUAUACCUUAGCUUCUUUGUGAUGGCUUAAUGUUGCAUUUUGCUAAGGAGGUCACUGGUUGCUAAGAAAGUCACUGGUUGCUAUGGAUGUAAGUAGUUACUAAGCACUACAUGAGGCUACAUACAAAUGUCAAGGAUCUUGGCCUUGCGGUCUCAGAGAAGAUCUUUAAAUAUCUAACUAUAUUAGUAUAAAGAAAACCUGGGACCCUUUCGCCGGUAUUAUAAACAUCUUUAGUCAUUUCCUAACUUAAGUCAUUUCUAAAGUCAAUUAUGUCACUGAUCAUAUUAUAUAAUUACUUCAUAAAAUAUGAAUUACUUGAAUAAACAUAAUUUGAUGUUAAAAACACUGAUACUUUUUCUUUUAAUUAGACUAUCAGCAGUUUAGGAAAUCAACGUAGGUUACAAAGCCACUGUAAGUUGUUUUAAGAAUACCAGCCUUAUACCAGUACUAAAGCUUUUAAAGUAAAAGAAUCAAGUGACUUGUUGCUGACAUCAUGGCGAUCAUCUUGUGAUAUAGUUGUGGUGGAAGCCAAUAUUGUAUGAAUAUCAUGUGAUUGUAUAAAAUAUGAAAACAUUCCUGAUCAACAUUAAUGCAUUGUUGUGCUUAACUUAACAAGUGGGUGUUGUAUAAAUAGACACUUAGUCAGUGCUAAAUGUUAAACUUAAAACCUUUUGAAUUUAAUAAUAAAACAAAUCAACCUGAAUACAUUAUAUGCUAAAUUACAAAUAAAAAUAUAUAAUAGUC
Mya arenaria is the source of this 2415-nucleotide messenger RNA. Its product is annotated as alpha- and gamma-adaptin-binding protein p34-like. The coding region runs from base 26 to 1168 and encodes 380 amino acids. Lineage: Eukaryota; Metazoa; Mollusca; Bivalvia; Myida; Myidae. The record is from RefSeq and is a predicted model, not a curated record. The transcript has 9 exons.